This is a messenger RNA of Cadophora gregata, 1998 nucleotides long. RefSeq lists its product as uncharacterized. The transcript has 6 exons. The record is from RefSeq and is a predicted model, not a curated record. Lineage: Eukaryota; Fungi; Ascomycota; Leotiomycetes; Helotiales; Ploettnerulaceae. The coding region runs from base 1 to 1998 and encodes 665 amino acids. Gene Ontology annotation, molecular function: ADP binding.
AUGCUCGCGCCUGGUCUGGUUCAACUGAGAACAUUCGCCGAGUAUCAUUUCUGCCCCCUCGUCUUGAAGAAUGACACGUCGAUAUUCUGGGGUCUACUGGGUCUCAUACUCAAGCUUACCCGAGAUGAGGACGGUGCCAUAGCCCGAGUUCCUCGUAUGCUUCGAGACAUAUUCCACAAGAUUGAAGUGCUCAACAAAUACUGUGAAGACUCACAGGGCCCAACUCCUGAGACCAAGGAGGCGUGCUUUGACACUGGUAUCGUACUAUUGACAUUCUACUCUGCCACUAUAAAGUUUAUGCGAAAUCAGCUCGUGUAUUCUGCUCCUGGAGCCUCCCAGAGUGGCUUGUGGCAGCCAUUGACCCAGCAGUUGGGUUCUACUAUUCGGGAGAUGGAUGAAAUUCUAUCUCGAUUAGAGACCUUGUCCAGAUUUACAGGACGUCGAAGCUCCAGCCGCGUCUCGGAAUUGCCUCGUAGGCCAUCGACGCUCUCUACGCAACCUGAUUCCCGCGACUCAAAGGAUUCAUUCGACUCCCGAGAAUCUAGAAGACUUCCACAAGUCUCUGAAAUACCCAGAUUUCCUCUCGUCAUUCGCCCAUCUACCAGGACGGCUCGUUUCUUUGAUCGAACUGAUGUCGUAGAUCAAAUGAAUUCUUUUUUCAGCAAGGGUGAUUCGGAUCGAUCAUUCCUGUCACUGGCCAUCUAUGGGCUAGGAGGUGUUGGCAAGAGCUCUGUAGCUAUGAGGUUUGCUGAGGGCAAGCUUGACAGGCAAGAGCUGGAUUGCAUGUUCUGGAUUAAUAGCGAAAAGCCAGUCUCUAUCCGACAAAGCUUUACUGACAUUGCUAUGAGAUUGAAGCUUCCGGAUGCACGACCAAAAGAUCACGACGAGAACCACUCUCUAGUGAUGACCUGGCUUGAGCAAACUCAAUGUCGGUGGCUCUUGAUAUACGACAAUGCUGAAGACAUGGAUCUAAUCCGCGACUAUUGGCCCUCUGCAAGCAGUGGACAAGCACUUAUCACGACUCGUAAUCGUUCUUUCGGUUUCGAGAUAGCGGAUGGUGAUCUUGAAAUCCUGACAUGGGAUCCCGAAACGGGCUCCAGGUUCUUGCUCCAUCUUCUUUCUACAGACAUCAGUGAAGAGUUGCAAGAAGAAGAUGUCAUCGCCGCCCACGAGCUAUCUCAGAAAUUGAGUGGACAUGCUCUCGCAAUUUGUCACAUGGCUGGCUUGAUUCACAGGCAAGCCUGGUCUGUCGCAGAAUUCAUGAAAAUGUAUGAUCAGCACCCAAGCAAAAUGCACGGUGUAUCUGGCAACAACUCGAUCAAUGCACUUUGGAACUUUGCAUUCAAGUCUCUUGACAAGGGGAGUAAGGCAGUUUUGGGAGUGCUGUGUUUCGUUGCGCCUGAUGAUAUUCCACAGUCUCUUUUUGAGCUUGAGGAUGCUACCGGCUUCCCGGAAUCUCUUCGUUUCUGCAGCGACGACCUCUGUUUCUCCCAGGCUGCCGAAAAUUUGCUCACUCUGGCUCUUAUCAAGCGAGAGAAGACAUCUCGAAAAUAUUCCAUUCACAGACUCGUUCAGUCAUCGUUCAAGUAUUUUAUGACCCCCGAGGAAAGAAUCAAAAGCUUUGAAGCUGCCGCGACGCUCGUCUCUCUUGCUUUCCCCCGGAGAGACUCUAAUAUAGCACAACUCUAUCUCAUGUGGGAACGAUGCGCUUUGUUUCUUCCGCAUGUUCUGAGUCUGAAAGACUGUUUCCGUGAGGAAAGGAAGUCUAAUCCUUCGUUUCCCGCACCGAGAAUAUACUGCGAGCUCAACAAUACUUGCCAACGGUAUCUAUUGGAGAUAAAUGCCUAUGGCGAGCUAGAAGAUCUUAUCCAGGUAAACAACACUACUAUCAGCAUACUUCCUCGUGGAGAAUCGACCAUCGGGCUUCGCGGCUCAUUGAUCUCACAUACUGGACAAUUGAUGAUUCGCCUUGGUAGGCCAUCUGAAGGCGUGGAAUAG